Molecule: messenger RNA, 1068 nt
Organism: Symbiodinium sp. CCMP2592
Lineage: Eukaryota; Dinophyceae; Suessiales; Symbiodiniaceae
Source: the annotation of a GenBank genome assembly
AUGUUCGUUCGGCUGGGUGUUUACAUGGUGGCUGCCUAUGACGACGAGGUGGACGGCUACCGUUGCGGACACAGCAGUGGUGGUUUUGAGACCGCGGCGGUGUCGGAUGCAACCUGGGCAGUGUGGGAGAUCGGUGACUUCACCCUUACUGCCUUUCUUGUGCUGGAUGUUCUCGUGCGAGGAGCGAUGUUGCGAUGCAAGUCCUGGAAGGUGCCAAUGAACUACAUUGGCGUUGUCGUGUUUGGGAUCUCACGCUUGGAGAUAGUUCUGUUCCAUGUCACGCGUGCCAUUCUGGCAGCGAAUCCGAGUCUUUUCCAACUGUUGUGCAUCGAGAAACUGGCUAGAGCAAGUCGUAUGGUUACCAUGAAGAGCGGGAUGACUUCCUUGCAUCUGCUCAUACGCUGCCUGGGCGCCAGCACGAACAUCUUCUUGACACUGGUUUUUUGCUGGAUCGCCUGCUUUCAAUGCGUUUCGGACAUGGUUGCUAGCACAUUUUGCCGGGACUUCAUCAACAAGGAAAGCCAGUCGCUGCAAGUGUGUGUUAUUGAAGCCUCUGCAGAGAUCGAGGCUGCGGAGGUGGAGCAUUUCGAGGCCUUGGGCAUCCAAGCGAGCCGUGCAUGGUCCACAUGCAUGGAGCAGCUCUUUGCAAGGCAGCAGGUGUCAGACGCAGAGGCUGCAGUUCGGGAAGAGGUGCGGAAGGUGAAGUGUCGUCUGGAGAAGAUGCGAGAGCUAGCGAAGGCUGCUGCGGCAGGGGCUGAGGGAGCCGCAGAGCGAAAAGUGGAAGCGAGCCGCAUCUGCCGCACAGAAGCCUCAGUGGAGCGGACUUUGGAGUGCUCGACGCACUGCGCGGAGCUGGCGGCUCCUGCCGAGCGAGCCGUGGCCCAGCAGGUGGAGGCCUUUGCUGCCCUCUGCGAGCAGCGAGCCGAAGAAGGCAGCAGAGGAAGGGGCCAUGGCCGAGAAAGUUUGGAUCUUCGGGGAGGUUCCGGCUCUUGGAGAAGGAGCGGAAGCUCAUCCAAAACGAGAUCCACCGAGCCCAACGACGAACGAUCGAGGUUGAGAGCGCCAUAA